Molecule: messenger RNA, 2043 nt
Organism: Syngnathus typhle (broad-nosed pipefish)
Lineage: Eukaryota; Metazoa; Chordata; Actinopteri; Syngnathiformes; Syngnathidae
Gene: gsr
Product: glutathione reductase
Exons: 13
Coding region: 162-1649 (495 amino acids)
Biological process (GO): glutathione metabolic process; cellular response to oxidative stress; cell redox homeostasis
Cellular component (GO): mitochondrion; cytosol
Molecular function (GO): flavin adenine dinucleotide binding; NADP binding; glutathione-disulfide reductase (NADPH) activity
Source: RefSeq, a predicted model, not a curated record
GUGGCAUCGGACUUACGCUGACUAUAACACUGACAUUUCAAAAGGUGGCGUCGACGACCGGAAAAUAAAACUUAACUUAAACUCAGCAACAAACGUGCAUCAUUCAAAAACAGGAGAACACAUUAUUUAGAGAUAUUAAAUGACGCUGAAAUGAUGAAAAGAUGCUGUUUCUAAAGACAAGUAGUUUUCUUCAAAGCGUGUCCAUUCCACUCCACAGGCAUUUGUCGACUCAUCUUGUUCCCCGUCGCAGAAUGGCAGCAUCAAUAAGCGAGGUGACCCGCUUCGACUUCCUGGUGGUCGGCGGAGGUUCCGGAGGACUGGCGGGGGCCCGGAGGGCGGCGGAGCUGGGCGCAAAUGCAGCCGUGAUCGAGAGUCAUAAACUCGGAGGUACCUGCGUCAAUGUUGGCUGUGUCCCAAAGAAAGUCAUGUGGAAUGCGGCAGUCCAUGCAGAGUUUCUUCACGACCAUGCCGAUUACGGUUUUGACGUAGAAAAAGUUCGUUUCAGUUGGGAAACGCUCAAAACAAAAAGGGAUGCGUAUAUCAGUCGCCUGAAUCAAAUUUAUCGCAACAAUCUUGAUAAGGCUAAAAUCCAAACCAUUGAAGGUCAUGCCAGGUUCACGAGUGAUCCAGAGCCCACGUUGGAGGUCAACGGCAGGAAGUACACGGCGCCUCACAUCCUCAUCGCCACUGGCGGGCAGCCUUCGGUGCUGUCUGAUGCUGAAAUUCCAGGUGCAAGUCUGGGAAUCACCAGCGAUGGCUUUUUUGAACUUGAGACCCUUCCAAAGCGUAGUGUUGUUGUGGGGGCCGGUUACAUUGCUGUGGAAAUGGCAGGCAUCCUGACAAACCUAGGCUCUAAAACCUCCCUUAUCAUACGGCAGGGUGAGGUUUUGAGGACCUUUGACAGCUUCAUAAGUACAAACUGCACCAAAGAGCUGGAGAACGCUGGCGUGGAUUUGCGGAAAAACUCUCAGGUGACAUCGGUGCGCAAAACCGACGCGGGGCUGGAGGUGACGCUUGUCACCAAAGACACAGAGAAAAGCAGUACAAUUUCAGAAGUGGACUGCGUUCUGUGGGCCGUCGGCAGGAAGCCCAACAUCUCUGGACUAAAUAUUGGCGAGAUGGGUGUAGACACAGACGAACAGGGCCACAUCGUGGUGGACGAGUACCAAAACACCAGUCGACCGGGAAUCUACGCCGUUGGCGAUGUCUGCGGCAGAGCUCUUCUCACACCUGUUGCCAUUGCCGCUGGAAGGAAGCUGGCACACAGACUUUUUGAGGGCAAGAAGGAUUCUAAGUUGGACUACUCCAACAUUCCCACAGUGGUUUUCAGCCACCCACCCAUCGGCACUGUGGGCCUCACAGAAGAAGAGGCCAUAAUAAGCAGUGGCAAGGAGAACGUGAAGAGCUACAAGACCUCCUUCACACCACUCUAUCAUGCCAUCACCAGCCGCAAGAGUCCAUGCAUCAUGAAGAUGGUGUGUGUGGGCAAGGAGGAGAAGGUGGUAGGUCUGCACAUGCAGGGUAUGGGCUGUGAUGAGAUGCUGCAGGGCUUCGCUGUGGCCAUCAAGCUUGGCGCCACCAAAGCAGACUUUGAUAAGACUGUGGCCAUUCACCCCACUUCUGCUGAGGAGCUUGUCACCAUGCGCUAACAGGACACAGCUGGGGCAGGGGGGUCAAGUACAUUUUUAUCCCACAAUAAAAUACAGUUGAUGAAACAACACUCAUUUCUACUCAUUUAAGUGAUCCUUGUGGUGCGCAGCCUUUCAAUUUUUCUUCCAUUUAUCAAUCUGCAUCAUUCCUGACUUAUAAUUUUCUCAAUUUGUACUGUGGGUCUUCAUGACUGAGUGGCAAUUAGAAUGGACUCUACAUUCACUGAUGUGCGGCGUGAUUGCACGGAAAGUCUAAAGACAUUAUUAUUGUGUUGUGUUUGAUCUCAAGUGAAUUAUUUGUCAGAACACUGUUCCCCGAUAAAGAGCCUAACUAGUAUCAGUUAUAAGUUACGUCUACUGUAUUGUUAUAAAGAAUAAAUACAAAUGUAUUCUC